CGAGCAUUGCUAAAAGACAAAUCUAGAACCCCCUUCUCCCUGGCCAUUUCGGCUCUGGUCGGAUCAGUUGCCUGGACGAUAGAGGGAGGAGCCUGGCAUUUCUGGAAGUCGGAGGAACAGCCAGUCAAAGCCAGCCAGCAUCUGAGCCAGCGUAAGAACUAGAGCAACGGUGGACAAGGAGUCGGCUGUGGUACAAUACGAUAUAAUUUCAAUAUUCUUGAGCACAGACGGUGUAAGCAGCAGAGCGGAGGUGGAAAUGAGCAAGAAGGUCUUCCAUUCGGGCUCGGGAAGCUGAAGCAUACUGCAGCCAGGACACAUUCCGUUUUUCAGUGGGAUAAGCCAUCUGUGAUACACUGGGCGUGCACAGCGCAAGAACGGCGCGAGCCAACCGGUGAUUCCAUCGACAGCUAGCUCAUAUUAACCCAGCUAGCUAACCGUUUUCGAGAGACCCGUUAGCCUGCGGUGAAAAGAGCAUCUUGGAUAGUGCAGGAAGUGUCUGUGGAUGCUGCCAAGGGAGUUACGUCUGAGGCAAAAUCCGCCAACGAAAUACAAACCCGGGGCAUGCAAAGAGGGGUGUUUUUCUGCAAACGAGCGAGGAAAUCUCCACGCCCUGGGGUCUGCUCGGUGGUCACUGUUUAGCUAGCUCGCUGGCUAGCCAGCCUACCAGGAGAGUAGCACGGGAGAAGGUGGGGCCGCGGACUGACAGCCUUGGUUGCCAGCUAAUGUGGCUAGCCGGCUAAUUUGGUCUCUUCGGUGACCACUGAUUUUCCUGUCCCUGACAUUGGGAGGUUUGAAUUACCAGGAGUCUGUUGUCUUCCAUAAAAGCGACCUCAUUCGGCAAGAAAAUACGUUGUCAGUGAUUACUUCAAAGCCCUUGUGGGUAGGAUUUCUUGUGGAGAGCAUCCUCGCUUACCUGGAUGACCAUGGCGGACGACGACGUGUUGUUCGAGGAUGUCUACGAGUUGUGCGAGGUGAUUGGGAAGGGUCCCUUCAGUGUGGUGAGGCGCUGCAUCAACAGGGACACGGGCCAGCAGUUUGCUGUAAAGAUCGUCGAUGUGGCCAGCUUCACAUCCAGCCCGGGCCUCAGCACAGAAGAUCUGAAGCGAGAGGCCAGUAUCUGCCACAUGCUGAAACACCCCCACAUCGUGGAGCUGCUGGAGACCUACAGCUCUGAUGGCAUGCUUUACAUGGUGUUUGAAUUUAUGGAUGGAGCAGACCUGUGUUUCGAAAUUGUCAAGAGAGCUGAUGCUGGGUUUGUCUACAGUGAAGCUGUGGCCAGUCACUAUAUGAGGCAGAUUUUGGAGGCACUAAGGUACUGCCAUGAUAACAAUGUGAUUCAUCGUGAUGUAAAGCCUCACUGUGUGCUUUUAGCCUCAAAGGAAAACUCUGCUCCAGUAAAGCUGGGUGGAUUUGGAGUGGCAAUACAGCUGGGAGAGUCUGGUUUAGUUGCUGGAGGUCGAGUCGGCACUCCUCACUUCAUGGCCCCAGAGGUUGUUAAGCGGGAGCCUUACGGGAAACCAGUGGAUGUGUGGGGAUGUGGAGUCAUCCUCUUCAUUCUCCUUUCGGGCUGCCUGCCUUUUUAUGGCACAAAGGAGCGCUUGUUUGAAGCCAUCAUCAAGGGGAAAUACAAGAUGAAUCCACGCCAAUGGGCCCACAUCUCAGAGAGCGCCAAGGACCUGGUGAGACGUAUGCUGAUGCUGGACCCCGCUGAGAGAAUCACAGUGUACGAGGCCCUGAACCACCCCUGGCUGAAGGAGAGGGAUCGGUAUGCCUACAAGAUCCAUCUGCCUGAAACAGUUGAACAGCUGAGGAAGUUCAACGCCAGGAGGAAGCUGAAGGGUGCAGUGCUGGCAGCGGUUUCUAGCCACAAGUUUAAUUCCUACUAUGGCGAUCCUCCUGAGGAGCUCCAUGAUUUCUCAGAUGACCCAACCUCCUCAGGACUGCUAGCUGCUGAAAGGGCAGUGUCACAGGUUUUGGACAGUUUAGAGGAGAUUCAUGCCUUGACAGACUGCAGUGAGAAAGACAUGGAUUUCCUGCACAGCGUCUUCCAGGAUCAGCAUCUCCACACCCUGUUAGAUCUUUAUGAUAAAAUCAACGCCCGGUCAUCCCCUCAGAUUAGAAAUCCUCCAAGUGAUGGAGUGCAGAGAGCCAAAGAGGUGCUGGAAACCAUCUCCUGUUACCCAGAGAACAUGGAGGCCAAGGAGCUCAGGAGGAUCCUCACACAGCCACACUUUAUGGCUCUACUGCAGACCCAUGAUGUAGUGGCCCACGAGGUUUACAGCGACGAGGCACUGAGGGUGACUCCGCCUCCUACUUCACCGUACCUGAACGGUGACUCCCCUGACAGCACCAACGGAGACAUGGACCUGGAAAACGUGACCAGGGUUCGGCUGGUCCAGUUUCAGAAGAACACUGAUGAACCUAUGGGCAUAACUCUAAAAAUGAAUGACCUCAACCACUGCAUUGUGGCCCGAAUCAUGCACGGUGGAAUGAUUCAUCGACAAGGGACUUUGCAUGUAGGAGAUGAGAUCCGAGAGAUCAAUGGCAUCAGUGUUGCUAAUCAGACGGUUGAACAGCUCCAGAAGAUGCUGAGGGAGAUGAGGGGUAGCAUCACUUUCAAGAUUGUACCCAGUUACCGGUCCCAGUCGAUGUCUUGUGAGUUGCAGAAAGAGUCCCCGGAUUUGUCUCAACAGUCGCCUGCAAAUGGACACGCUAGUGUCACCAGCUCCAUCCUGGACCUGCCAUCAACGAUCCAGCCAAAAGGCCGACAGAUCUCCAGACCAGCUAUCAAGGACAAAUUGUCCAUCAAGAUUUAUGUACGUGCACAGUUUGAAUACGAUCCAGCAAAAGACGAUCUCAUUCCUUGCAAGGAGGCAGGCAUCCACUUCCGGGUAGGUGACAUAAUCCAGAUCAUCUCCAAGGAUGACCACAACUGGUGGCAGGGAAAGCUGGAAAAUACCAAGAACGGCACAGCGGGCCUCAUACCCUCACCUGAGCUGCAAGAGUGGCGCGUGGCAUGUAUAGCAAUGGAGAAGACCAAGCAGGAACAGCAGGCCAGUUGUACCUGGUUUGGCAAGAAGAAGAAACAGUACAAAGACAAAUACCUAGCCAAGCACAAUGCUGUGUUUGACCAACUAGAUCUGGUGACAUAUGAGGAAGUGGUCAAACUACCGUCGUUCAAGAGAAAAACGUUGGUUUUACUUGGUGCACAUGGAGUUGGCAGGAGGCACAUCAAGAACACACUCAUUGCCAAACAUCCUGACCGCUUCGCCUAUCCCAUUCCUCAUACAACUCGGCCUCCCAAGAAGGAUGAGGAGAAUGGAAAGAACUACUACUUUGUCUCUCAUGACCAGAUGAUGCAGGACAUCAGCAACAAUGAUUACCUGGAGUAUGGCAGCCAUGAAGAUGCCAUGUAUGGAACCAGGUUGGAGACCAUCAGACAGAUUCAUGCCCAGGGAAUGAUCUCCAUCCUGGACGUUGAGCCACAGGCACUAAAGAUCCUCAGGACUGCAGAGUUUGCUCCCUAUGUUGUCUUCAUUGCAGCUCCCACCAUCACCCCUGGCAUAACUGAGGAUGACUCUCUCCAGCGACUCCAGAAGGAAUCAGAGAUGCUACAGCACACCUACGCUCACUAUUUUGAUCAGACCAUCAUCAACAAUGAGAUCGAUGACACCAUCCGCCUGCUGGAGGAGGCCGUGGACCUGGUGUCUAACACACCUCAGUGGGUUCCCGUCUCCUGGGUCUACUGACAUACAGUCAACGGCAAUUAGCUGAUCACCCCUGAACAUCCCAUCACCAAUCCAACAUGGAAUCUAAACUUUGUGAAACCAUCAAAUCUCUCAUUAAGAUGAUGUUUCAGUAGAUAAACUAUUGUUGACAAAGAGGGAAACGAAGAAAUGACUGACGCCUCACUAGACUUCAUCCUGCCCCCAUCCAUGUUCUCUCAACAGCCUCGAAGGCUUAUUGUUGUGUACAUAUAUACAUACACAUGUAUAUAUAAAUGAUAAAAAAAACAACAAAACACUAAGUGAAUAUAGGUCUGUCCUCAUGUAGUUGAAGGGUGGGGAGUGGCGGGGCAGUGUAGUAGAUUUUGUAAUUUUCUUUUGUAAUUGAUGGAUGGAUGAAAAUAUUGGAAAGGCAAUAGCAAACAUGACCAUAAAACAGUCUUACGGGGUUGCCUGUGUGCGUGUUGAACUUUUUAAAGGCACUUCUUGUGGUACUCUGUGUCCUCCUCUCCAGCGCCCUCGGGUCCUGUCGGCCCCUGUGAAAAACAGGCCGAAUUUUAAAGCACAUCAGAAGCUGCUACAGUGACGAGUUAAUUCCCCCAGCCCUUUAUUUCUCCAGUCCUCUGUGCCUUUCAGUUUGUUGAAGGAGCACAUUGAAUCCCUGUGUUUGUCCACUAUUCUAAGCCCCCAUCCCUCCCUCCUCAGUCCUAACCUCCCAGCUAACCACUAACGGUCUCUGUUUACAUUUCAGUUUGCACAAAAUGGACAAUGAAGAAAAUGUACGCCAUUUUUGUCAUUUCUCAUUAUGUCUUGCUUACUUUCUCUGGUUGUCUUUACCCUCCAAUACAUACGUAAUGCUAAUCAGCAGGUACAUGAACAUUGUUCCUGGGACACAAUCAGCUAUGAAAAACAGCACUGAUAUCAACUACUAAACAUGGCUCCUGGACUUGAAGUUCACAAAGAAAAAAGGAGAAAAACUGCCUUAUCAGAGCCUCUGGGGAAGAAGUCCAUAACACCUAUGCACACCCCUGGUUUCUGCCAGGCAGACCGCCACGACGAUGUUUUCUUCUUUGCCAACAGUGAGCCAUGUUAGUGUGGAAGGGUAGGGCUUCAUGUAGGAGGGAUAACUCCAACUGUAGAGCCACCGUUCCCGAACUGUUAACUGUUGUCUUUAAAAAAAUAUCUAAGAAAAAAAAAAAAAGAGUAUUCUUGUUUUGGGGGAAAGAAAAUAACAAAUUUGUGUGUAAAUGUUUCAAUGGUGCGUACGUCAUGAGUGAAUUUACAAAGAGCCAGUGUAUAUUAACCCUUAAAAGAAGCUCAGUAUGUGGCAUAACCUUUCAUCCUUUACCAGAAGUGGAACAACACUCCCAGCUACAGUUGGGUUGAAGGCUUGAAGGGAAAUAAAGUUUUAAACUGAUGUGGUGGCUGUUUUGCCACUUUGAGUAAAAGUCUUUUAAUUUCAAGUCCUGUGUAAAUUACCUCUGCAAUGACAAAAGCAGCUCUUCUGUAUGAAAUGUUGUUCUUUUUUUUGUUAUUUCAUUUGUAAAGAAAAUAUAUUUCCUUUUACGUGUUUAAAGUAA
Melanotaenia boesemani (Boeseman's rainbowfish) is the source of this 5305-nucleotide messenger RNA. Its product is annotated as peripheral plasma membrane protein CASK-like. Gene Ontology annotation, molecular function: ATP binding; signaling receptor binding; protein kinase activity. NCBI's taxonomy places the organism in Eukaryota, Metazoa, Chordata, Actinopteri, Atheriniformes, Melanotaeniidae. Gene Ontology annotation, biological process: protein phosphorylation; regulation of neurotransmitter secretion. The record is from RefSeq and is a predicted model, not a curated record. Bases 918 to 3749 code for a protein of 943 amino acids. The transcript has 28 exons. Gene Ontology annotation, cellular component: cell-cell junction; plasma membrane; basolateral plasma membrane.